AGGUAGAGGAAGUCCGCGACCCAGCUGGUUGAGGUUAUUAUAAUUCUUCGAAAGAAAAACCCUUCCUUCUCUGCCCACCAAAACCAUCGACACCAUCGACAGCUUUCGGAUCUGUAACGGUAUCGGGCGAGCAAAGCCUCUGCCCGCUUCGUUCCGUUUCCGGGCCUGUGUCAAGGGGAAAGAUCUCUGCUUGAGAUUUUCUUUGAUUUGAUUGUAGAAGUUUUAUUCAAGAAUUAAUCUACAAUAUAGCUGUUGAUUUCGAGUUGUUGGCAAUGAAGACCAGCGAACGGGUUGCAAAUCUGGCUCUAGCAGGUUUAACUUUGGCACCGCUUGUCGUGAAUGUAGAUCCAAAUUUGAAUGUAAUUUUAACAGCAUGCCUGGCAGUUUAUGUGGGUUGCCAUCGGUCUGUCAAGCCAACACCUCCUUCGGAGAUGAUGUCAAAUGAGCACGCCAUGCGCUUUCCUCUGGUUGGAAGUGCGAUGCUUCUAUCGCUGUUUUUACUCUUCAAGUUUCUAUCAAAAGACUUGGUUAAUGCUGUACUGACAUGCUACUUUUUUAUACUUGGGAUCAUCGCACUUUCUGCGACCUUACUACCUGCUAUUAGGCGUUUUCUUCCAAAACGUUGGAACGAGGACCUCAUUUGCUGGCAUCUUCCAUAUUUCCACUCUGUGGAGGUGGAGUUCACAAAGUCUCAGAUUGUUGCAGCUAUUCCCGGAACUUUUUUCUGUGCAUGGUAUGCUUCAAAAAAGCAUUGGCUUGCAAACAAUAUAUUGGGGCUUGCAUUUUGCAUUCAGGGAAUAGAAAUGCUCUCUCUUGGGUCUUUUAAAACUGGUGGCAUUCUAUUGGCUGGAUUGUUUGUGUAUGAUAUCUUCUGGGUCUUCUUUACCCCAGUGAUGGUUAGUGUUGCAAAGUCAUUUGAUGCCCCUAUAAAGCUUCUGUUUCCAACAUCGGACACUGCAAGACCAUUCUCCAUGCUUGGGCUUGGGGACAUUGUAAUCCCAGGUAUUUUUGUUGCAUUGGCACUGCGUUUUGAUGUGUCGAGGGGGAAAGAAACUCGAUAUUUUAAGAGUGCAUUUUUUGGAUACACACUGGGUUUGAUCCUCACCAUUGUUGUGAUGAAUUGGUUUCAAGCUGCACAGCCUGCUCUUCUAUAUAUCGUGCCUGCCGUUAUUGGAUCAGUUGCUGUUCACUGUGUAUGGAAUAGGGAAGUGAAACCGCUGUUGGAGUUCGAUGAGUCAAAGGCUGCAGCUGAUUCUAGUAGUAGUAGCAGCAGUUGUAGUUCUCUGUUGCAAGAGGGAGAGACGAGCGGUGGUGAUACGAAGUCUAGCAAGAAAGAGUAGUGGUCCAUCUCCAAGCUUUUUUCUAAUACAGGUAACAAAUGCCAUUGUUUUACAUCACUGAGAACCACCUUGCGGGAUAAAGCACGUAUGCCAUUGUAACAGAUUUUGGUAUAAAUUAGUUAUAAACUGACAUUUUAUUUGUGCCCUCCCACAA
Messenger RNA from Magnolia sinica, 1494 nucleotides. Its product is annotated as signal peptide peptidase 1-like. The transcript has 13 exons. Gene Ontology annotation, cellular component: membrane; cytoplasmic side of endoplasmic reticulum membrane; lumenal side of endoplasmic reticulum membrane. Bases 273 to 1340 code for a protein of 355 amino acids. Gene Ontology annotation, molecular function: aspartic endopeptidase activity, intramembrane cleaving. Gene Ontology annotation, biological process: membrane protein proteolysis. Lineage: Eukaryota; Viridiplantae; Streptophyta; Magnoliopsida; Magnoliales; Magnoliaceae. The record is from RefSeq and is a predicted model, not a curated record.